Zasmidium cellare ATCC 36951 is the source of this 972-nucleotide messenger RNA. RefSeq lists its product as uncharacterized. The record is from RefSeq and is a predicted model, not a curated record. Gene Ontology annotation, cellular component: cytoplasm. The transcript has a single exon. Gene Ontology annotation, molecular function: arginase activity; manganese ion binding. Lineage: Eukaryota; Fungi; Ascomycota; Dothideomycetes; Mycosphaerellales; Mycosphaerellaceae. The coding region runs from base 1 to 972 and encodes 323 amino acids.
AUGCCGCGCUCGCAAGCCAUCAGAAUCAUCAACGUGCCUUCGGACGUUGGAUCCAUGAUCAAAGGCAAAUCGCUCGCGCCAGAGGCAUUCCAAGCAGCAGAACUUGCUGGGAAAUUGACGAAAGUGGGUUACGAUGUCGAGGAUAUCAAUGCCCUGCCGGAUGGACCUCGAGUAUGGACUUUUGAUGCUGAGAUUUCGGAGAAUGGAGUUCGUAAUGAGGAGGCUAAUGUGGAGGUGAAUCGUCGAGUUGAGGAGGCUGUGAGCAGAGUCCUCCAAACCGACUCUGAUACUCCUCCGUUUCCCCUCAUCGUCGGCGGCGAAUGCAACAUCGUGCCCGCCAUCCUCUCUGCGUUCUGGAACACGAACACGCUGCAAGGCAAGACGAUCGGCCUCCUCUACCUCGACGGCGACUGCGACCUCACCAUCCCCAACGAACCAUGGGCCUCCUACAACCUCGCCAGCAUGACCUUCACGCACCUGACCAUGCGCGAAGGCGCACUGGAGAGUAUGAAACCCUUCACGCGCCCAGAUGGGAGAGGGGUCUGUGAUGCGGGGAACACGGUGUUGUUUGGACUGAACGCGGCCUUGCAGGGCAACACCCGUCCGCAACUCGCAUACCUCUUCGACGAAGGCUACCGCGUCUUCACAUCCUCGAGCGUAGCGCGGAACCCCGUCGGCGCGGCGGAGGAAGCCCUCGCGUGGUUCGAGGCGCAGGGCGUGGAUUGUUUCCUGCUGCAUCUGGAUGUUGAUGCGAUCGAUGCGACGCUUUUUCCGCUGGCGAAUGUGGGGAAUCGCACCGGGGUGGGGUUUGAGGGCGUGUUGGCGGCGGUGAGGACGUUUCUGGGGAGUCGGAGGUGUGGAGGGUUGUGUGUUGCGGAGGUGAAUCCAGAUCAUGAUCCGGGGGGUGUUAUGGUGGGGGCUUUGGUGGAGGAGUUGGUUGGGGGGUUUGAGGGGAGGGUGGAGAUGGGGUGA